Messenger RNA from Diaporthe batatas, 4352 nucleotides. RefSeq lists its product as uncharacterized. The record is from RefSeq and is a predicted model, not a curated record. Lineage: Eukaryota; Fungi; Ascomycota; Sordariomycetes; Diaporthales; Diaporthaceae. The transcript has 2 exons. Bases 179 to 1201 code for a protein of 340 amino acids.
GUUCACUCGGGUCGCAGGUAAUCCUCCAAGCUGUAGAUCGCCAGUCACACACGCUAGAAUUUCGCACUCUCGCGUCACGCCCAAGUGCACCCUGCCUGACCGAUCGAAAGAAACUGACAUUAAAAGAGAGCACCCGUCCAGACAGCCUCGCCCCCGCGUCCCCCAGAGACCAACCACCAUGACCAGAAACCCUCCCCCGACCUCCCCGGCGCCUAACCCCUCCUCGAUCUUCAUGCCCCCGACCACCUCCUCGUCGCCGAGCAGCAGCAGCGGCACAGGCCCAGAGCGGCGGCCGGAUGCCAUGGCCGCGACGACGACAGCCGAGCCCACGCCCCUGCCUCCCAGGCGGCCGUUGUCAGACGACGAAGAGCCGCAGCACCAUCAGCAGAACGGGCAAGAGGAGAGCUCGAACCACAAGGAUGACGACGACACCUUCCCCCUGCCCAAGCUCCGCCUGCACGUCCAGGACGCCAUGCACCCGGGCGCCGCGCGCUUCCUCGCCGCCGUGGACGCCCCCGCCCUCCUGUCGCGGAGCGUCCAGACCGUCCUGAGGCUGCUGUACGUCUCGCCGCACAAGCACAGGGCGCACGACGACGACAACGACGACAGCGCCGCCGGGUCACCAGCAGGCACCCGCACCCGCCGGCCGUCGAGGCCGCACUACACCCCGCCGCCGACGCGGUCCGUGACGCUGUUCCUCGAGGACAUGGACGGCGUCGCGUACACCAAGGGGACGGACCUGGACGGCGACCACAAGGAGAUCCACCUGAGCCUGGGGUACGUCAAGGGGAUCCGGCGGGCGGCGCCGGCCAUCCUCGGCGACGCCGCGGGCGCCUACGAGAUCGAGGGCGUCCUCGUGCACGAGCUCGUGCACUGCUUCCAGCACAACGGGCGCGGGGCGUGCCCGGGGGGCCUGGUCGAGGGCAUCGCGGACUGGGUGCGGCUCGGCGCGCGGCUGGGGCCGCCGCACUGGAGGCGGGACGCGGUGCCGGACCGGUGGGACCAGGGGUACGAGCGCACUGCUUAUUUCCUCGACUGGCUUGAGGGGCGGUUCGGGAGGGGCACCGUUAGGAGGAUGAAUGAGGCUUUGAGGGUGCGCGAGUAUAAGGAGUCGGAGUUCUGGACGGGGUUGUUCGGCCACGAGGUCGACGUCCUGUGGGAGGAAUACCUCAAGACGCUGAAGAAGGGCGGCCGCGACUAGUUGCCGUUGCCGCCUCUCCCUCCGUCAUGAGAGUGAGCGCGUGCGUGUAAGUUGAUCGAACCCCGGAUUUAUGAGUACAGUAGGAGCCUGUAGACCCAGGGCGGUGACCGUGCAGAAUCACGAGCCAUAGACAUGAUGGUAAGGGCUACUAAAGGUGAUCGUUUUGGAGCACUCCGCUUAGUAGACUUAAUGAUGGCCAUGUUUGCUUGUGAAUUGGAGCAGAUCCUCACGAGUAGUCCUGGCCACUGGAGUAGCCUGCGGUCCAAGCUGGGAUUGAGGAAACCAAACUCUGCUCCUCUUAUAGGUUUCGGAUUGCAGUAGAGGAUAAUUUAAAACAUAUUUUAUUCCUCGGUGUACCCCUGAGAAGUGUUGUCUACGCAUUAUAGGAGACUCUUAAACCCGAAAGACGUGUGUGCAUUUUCCCCCUGACGCCGAGCCGAACAGUAAUCCCUUCCCUGGUGACCCUGGAAACCAACCGGCAAAACUCCGUAAACUAGCAAGUGAACUUCCAAUGAAAAACUAAUCUCAAUCAAAGCAAAACCCCAGGAGAGGCAUCUCUCACACGCUACGAGCGCGCCGCUGGCCUGUGGCCGUCCUCGCUCUCGCUAACAACGCUGCCGACCUCGGUCCAGCUGUGAGCCGGGGUGGGGAUGCCGUCCUCGUCCUCACUCAGCACGUCGUAGUACUUGGAGGAGCCGUUCUGGGACGCGGCGAUCUCGUUGGCGACGUCGAAGCCGGAGCCGGCGACCGACGCCGAGUCGGUGGGCGUCAGCUGGCCCUCGCUGACCAGCUCGCCGUCGGACAUCUCGCUGAGGGGCGCGGCGGGCGUCACGGGCAGGGGCGAGUAGAAGUCGCGGCUCGACUCGUGGUUCUGCAUCUGCGCCUGCUGCUGCUGCUCGGCCCACGCCUGGAUCGAGGCGUAGGCGUCGUGCUCGCCCUCCCGGUCGGACUGGCCGGCCGUCAUGUACUCGUCCUGGCCGAGCUCGGCCUCCGAGGCGGAGUCGCGCGGGGUGGAGGCCGAGGGGGAGUCGGGCUGUGUGGCGUCGAAGAGCAGCUCUUGUACGGCGCGUGGUGGCUCGGCGGCGGGGAUCAGUUCUGGCAUGGCGUCGUGGGCGGGAGACAGUGUCCGCGACAGGAUGCUGUCGGCGGGCCUGGGGGAGGCGGUGUAGAUGUCGUCGGUGGACAUGACCUCGUCCUUCUCGGGGGCGAUCUCGCUGUCCUCCAUCUCGUUGUAGUCGAUCCCGUGCUCGUCGGCGAAGGGGUUGGCGUAGAUGGACGAGUUGAGGCCCCGAACGCCCUCGGACGCCCCGCGCCUCCUCACGAGACCGUCGUCAUUGUUCCGCACGUCGGCGCCCGUGUUGAAGACGUAGGUGCCCUUCUCGUUGCUGGUCUCGUCCUUCUGCAGGAAGUCGUCGAACGUGGUGCCCGAGCGCUCCAGGGCCCCGCUCUCCUUGAGCUUCUCGUUCUCGGCCGUCUGCUUCUCCAGCUCCUGGCUCAGCUUGACGGCGUUCCAGUAGAGCAGCUCCUCGCGCUGGCGCUUGCGGGAGUCUUCGUCAGCGUCGACGUCGCCGGACUGGAGGAAGCCCUCGGCGUCCUCGGGCCUGUUGAACAGCGGCUCGCGGGAGGUGGCGCCCCCGGCCUCGGGGCCUAUGCCGUCGCCGAGGGAGUGCAGUGCGAGGGCGAUGCGGCGGCGCAGGUCUGUGGCCAUGCGCUGGAGUUCGGGUGACUCGUAGAUGGCGAUGGCGGCGGCCACGGCCACGCUGACGGCGAUCACGCCAGCUGAGAUGGCGGCUUGGUUAAUAGGAGGCAUGUUUGCAGGUUUCAAAAAAGAAUGGUGUGAAAGGGGAUCGUGGGCGGAGGAAAUGGGUGGAUGGUUUGGGCAAGGUGGGGUCUCUCCGGUGUAAGUGCGCCCAAGCUCAGGCAACCGGGCGGUGAGAGUUGAGGGAGCCAAAGGGACCACGCCAGAAGUUCAAGUGAAUACACAGCAGGCCAAACAAGAAGGGCUGAAGUUGUCUCGAGGAUGGAUACUCGAGGAGGAAUACUCGAGAGAGCAACUCGAGACUGGCAGGUGCUCCAAGUUGAAUGAGGGGCGAAACGGGGGAGGGCUUGCGUGGACCACGGCACGUCUGAGUUGCCACCCAACUUUGUUGGAGAAAGCGGCCGACGCAGCCCCCACCCCCCAGCAUUCGGCCCAGGCACCAAGGCACCCAGGCCUCCCAAAAGGCCCAGUCUGGCGGCCAGCCAGGGCGUCUGAUUCGCACCACAUCUUCCUUGCUCCUCCCACCCGGGCCCCACGAGGGAUCAUCCGUCACCUGCCACUGCCCGUGUCGCCGCGCGAUUGAACGAACCGUCACCGGGGGCCUGGGGCCCCAUGGAACGUGCGGGUCCCGCGCCUGUGAGUGCGAGUGCGGCUUCGACGGCAUGCGAGGUUACGGUGCACAGCCGGGAGAGACAGCAGCAGCAGGUGGUUGUGGUGGCUUGAUGAAUGAAUGAAUGACUGGAUGGGCAGGGCAGGGCAGUAAAGGUCUCCCGGCGGAUGACAGAAAACGGUGCACAAAGAAGCAAAUAUGUUGCAGCUCUCGUACGUACCUUUGGCCGCUAAUGGAACAGGCAUCUUAAUUCGGCUUUGAACUUUAGAUCUGGAGAGGAUCGACUGAAUAUCGGUGGUUCGUCUGGGUCGAGUCGUCGAGUCGUCGAGUUGUUGGUCUCGAAUUGCCGAGGUCUCCCUGAUCUGAUCUACCUGACCUUGGCUGCCCGCCCAAAGGAUCAAAUGAGAAAAGAGCGAAAAGGAUGCAAGUACAACUAGGAAAAAGGAGAGAGAGAGAGAGAGAGGUUGAAACCAACCGAGGGGGUCAGGGAGGGUGUGAAGGACCGAGGACGGAAGAGGAGGAAUCAGGCUGAAGACUGGGGUGUCGACGACGCGGCCACUUCGGUGAAUCAAUGACAUGCGACCACCUUAUGCAAGAUAGAGAGGGAGAGCAGACCCGUCGCAGCCCGCCCGCGUGCUUGGACGCUCGGAUGGGAUGGCGGGUACUUUGUGGGCCAUGCAAACCUUGUCCUGCCCAAGGUAUCUUUCUUGUCUUUAGUUGCCCUCCCGGAUACGGAGUAGAGUGCAGUGUGAUGCCCUCGUGACGUGCUGCCUCCACACUGC